Molecule: messenger RNA, 3412 nt
Organism: Sinocyclocheilus anshuiensis
Lineage: Eukaryota; Metazoa; Chordata; Actinopteri; Cypriniformes; Cyprinidae
Exons: 4
Coding region: 261-2585 (774 amino acids)
Biological process (GO): regulation of glycogen biosynthetic process
Cellular component (GO): protein phosphatase type 1 complex
Molecular function (GO): glycogen binding; protein phosphatase 1 binding
Source: RefSeq, a predicted model, not a curated record
AGCCCAUCUUCCUCCUGACCUCUGAAAAACGAUGGACGUGCCGCUUCCUUCUAAAUUUAGACACUUAUUCGUGUCUGUGCACUAUGAGCUCCAAACUGCAGUUCUCGUUUAUGUCAAUAAUUUAGGCCUAGUUCGGUCGAAACGAGGUGACAGACCCUCGCGGGUCUCCGUUGGCACUAUGAACGGCAGCUCGGUCUGACGGACGCGCACCAUCGCAGUAACGGCACCCUUCAUGUUUACGCGGCUCAGAAACAGACGUAAUGGCGCAGGGGAAUAACAGUAAUUUCCUAACUAUCCCCUCACAAGAGGGUCUUUUCAAGACUGUGAGGGUCGAGCGUUCCGACGACAACAGUAAUGAUGAAGAUGAGGAAGAAACUGAGGAAGACGUCAGGCUAAUACCGAGGUCUUCUCCUGUUCCCAGAAAGCGAGGCUCUUCGAUUGCGGAUGAAACCGCCGAGUACAUGCGAAUCCGCCUGGUGUUAACGAACAGAAGAGUGUCGUUUGCAGACAGUACGGGAGCCGAGCUGGUUGAUGUCAGAAUGUUUGUCCCGUUUGAUUCAGACGAAGAGGACGAUUCAAGAUGGGAGGAAGAGGAGGCGCGGUACCGAAAAGCCUACCGUGAGCCCACUUACCGUGUGUGGCCGGAGUUCCAGCCGCUCACCGGAGCAGAGUUCGUGCUCGCUGCCCACAGCAACAAGCUGGAAGUGGAGAGCGUGACAUCUGUGCCAGAUGAGCCUCUGUCAUUCGAGGUGCUUAUUCGUGUGCUCAACAUUUCUUUUCACAAAUCAGUCUAUGUCCGGUCCACGAUGGAUGGUUGGAUCAAUCACUUUGAUUACGCAGCCGAGUACGUUCAGGGCUCCAACGACGGCGAAACGGACAAGUUCUCCGUGAAGCUGGCCUUCGCUUCACCGUACCUGUUCAACGGAGCGCGGAUUGAUUUUGUUGUGCGCUACGAGACGCCAGAUGGAGAGUUUUGGGCGAACAACUCUGGCAGGAAUUACUCGGUAACUCUGUUACAGUCGUAUGAAGAAGAAGACACAGUCCAGACCACCACAGCGGACACAACUGAGCUGAGAGGAAUCCUAAAACCUCCCAGGUACCGAGCUGACAUUGGUUAUGAUGACUCUAAUGACGGAGGAGAUGCAGAUCUUGGCAACCCUAAGUGUGAAGCAUUGGAAAAUCAAGUGUCUUUUGCACAGCCGGUUAUAGUUCAGCCAGAGAUUGACAUCGAGACUGCCAAGAAAUUGUCCAGUUCUCCAGAGUCCACCAGGACUUCCUCCACAGCAGGAUGUCCUCAGUCCACUUCAGAUACUCCCCUCGGAGAACCACUUGCACUUGAGUCAAUGUCAUCCAAUAAUUUACCACAAACAGAAGAGUCUGGACUUCAGCCGUUAACUCUAUCUAUCCCCCAGUCACGUUCAACACAGCAGUUCUCUGAGCCACAAGAUCAAGUCUAUAAUGUUGGCCCUUCCUUGGCCCUUCCCCUUCCUGCAGUUCUCAUACACCAUUAUGCUCACCCAGAAACAACCAAGGAUGAAUUUGAGGAUUCCAGUAAACCUGACCAAUCCCUUCAUUCACAGAAGGACGAUUUCCACACUGAGAUGUUAGCACAAGUGCCUUUCAAGUUAAGCCAACCAUCACUGGCUAGGUUUCCAGACAUGCCACAAAUCCUGGAAGAAGGUAUGAAGAAUGUUAAGGUGAAGGAAGAUGUUGUAGAAAAGGAUGCCACAUUGGCAGAUGUGCUAGAAGAACCAAGUAGUAAUGUAGAAGAAGAUAAAACUGGGACUUGCUUUCACAUGUUGGAAGAAGCCAAGCAGCCUCCUUCAUCAAAGGAGGUAAACAAUGCAACUAAAGAUGUGGAGAAGCUCAAUUUAUCAGAGGGAUUACAGCACCCCCUGGAGGAAGGAAUUCAAGAACACGAAGUAGAACUUGUCUCUUCGGUCCGAGUCGAUACCAUCAAGACGAUUGAGGUGGAAAGUACCAAGAUGGAUGAUGAUGAGGAAACAGAUGGUUUGGAGGCUUCCUGUUUGUUCCCAUCUCAUUUAGGUCCCACAAGACCGGACAAAGAAUCCCAAAGUUUACUCAUCCAUCCAGACUCUGAUAAGCCGGCAAACAUGAAACAUCAGCAAGAGGAAGAACUUGUCUUGGAUCCGAGCAUGUUGGCCUCAGUCCACCCUGAGGAUCCAAAACUUGAUAACCAAACUAUUACAAUGUGUAUUCCAGAGCAUCCAACAAGCAAACCAGAAAAGCCAGAGCUGACCAGCAUUUCUGAAACAUCACCAACAGCCGUCGAUCUUCAGUCUUCAACCGUUAACUCUUCAGCAGAAGAUGAUAUAACUUUUAAGGGUGAUGAAACGUCUACUGCUCCAUAUCAGAUAUGUAAAAACCCUGAAACCCAGCACACACUGCCAAGACCCGGCACUGAACUAUCUCGGAUAUCAAAGGAUCAGACUGAGGUUUCUCUGGACACGUGUCUGAUGGUCUCCGCGACCUUCUUCAGUGCUGUUAUUUGCCUGGCUGUUGGGAUUCAAGAGCCCAGUGCGUUUCUGUGUGUGGGAUUAUUCCUGUUGUCCCUCUGGUUCUAAGUUCAAUGCCAGUUUAAUUUCCCCUCCAUCUGUUUCUUCUACAAAGCUUUAAGACUUUACCUUCUUCCUCUUCCCCCAGUGCCUUGAGGAAUUCCAAAAAAAUAUUUACAUGCAAUCAGAUCUGGUGUUUGUGGUAUUAGAGUGAGAGUUAGUGUUUUCAAAUUUAGGAGUUGAGAUUUUGCUUGACGUAUACAGUAGUUUAUCAUUCAGAUUGCCAUUAUAAAAACUGCAGUGGUUUAUUUGCAACCAAAAAUAAUAGUUUGAAUAAGCAAUGUGUAUUUUGGCUGAAUGACAUCACUGUGCACCUCAUACAUGAUUGGCCAUUGGAAUGUGGCUCAGCUCAUUGAUUCAUACUUACCAAAAUGUGUCUAUUUUGUGAGUUUCUCUAUAUAUGCAUACAGUAGCUACUGAAGAUUGCAUUUGGCUUUUAUGGGAGUCACUUGUGAGUGGAAUGACUUGAUGGUGCACGUAUGUGGAUUUAUGUGUGAUAAGAAGGGGGGGCGAGACUGGACUAAUGGUGCAGGUGAUUGCAGAGCAGAAAUUUAGAAAAGUUUGAGUUUCAAGUUUAGUUAAAUGUGAGGUUUUGCUUGUUCUCAGUGAGGAGUUAGUCUGUGUAGACGUCUACGAACUAAGCAGAGCAUUUAUGUAGGUAAGAAAUGUUCAAAGACACUUGCGUUUAUACGUUUAUUCACUUAAUUUCACUGUUUGAUGUUGUAUGUGGUCAUUUUGUGACUUUGAUUACACACAUUCUGUCUAUGAACUUAAAAUGAGUAAACAUGUUAAUCUUGAAGAGUAUGGCGUUUUACACCUCUGCUUCCUAAAGGGUU